This is a messenger RNA of Lecanosticta acicola, 3825 nucleotides long. The record is from the annotation of a GenBank genome assembly. Lineage: Eukaryota; Fungi; Ascomycota; Dothideomycetes; Mycosphaerellales; Mycosphaerellaceae.
AUGCCUCCGUGGUCUUCUCGCUUGCUGUCCGGCGGCAGCUCCAGCAAUGCUGCUCCUGCACGCGGACAGCCAAGUAAUCCGCGCGACAAAGCACUGCCUCGACCGCCGCCAGAAUAUCUCGACCCGCCGACGCUCAACCCGGAGCGCAAUGCGCCCUCUCCAAGCCGGACACGUGCUUCUGGGGCGAGACAGCACGCUCACAGUCGCUCGGUGAGCAAUCCGCUGCCCAAGUUUUUUGGGCGCAAGAAGAGCAAUGGCAAUCUCAACUUCAAUGACACGGAUGUCCCGUUGGAUGACGAACUGGUACCUGUCCUGGACGGUACACCAGAUGAGAGGCCGGUGCGGGUCAUAUCUGGCAAGAAAGGGAAGUUGGACGAAGAUGACAAGACCGCGAGGCACUGUAUGUGCUGCGACAGUCGGGUUAAGGUCCCGCGAGAGCUGCAGAAGUUCAGAUGCAUGUGCUGUCUUACCAUCAACGAUCUGAAGCCAAUGGAGGAGCAAACGGAGUCCGACAAGGAGCGUCCCCAGGUCAAGCGAUCGGGGACAUACCCAGGUCAACUACCCCCUGGCGCACGACUUCCGAUAUCUCUGGACCAUACCAGCUCUCUCAUUGAUCGAUGUCUGGCUAAGUACCUCGAGGCCAGAUGUAGGAGGCAAGAGGAGCCAGUAGCCUUGCCACAGAAGCCCACUCCCAAGGAAGAUAUCUUCGCUCCUCCAGCUCGUGCACAUGACUUACCAGUGGCCACUCCAGAAGAGGAGUGCUAUGCUGGACAACGCUUGGGACAUCCACCUAUAUCUGGUUCGCCGCCAGACACGCCCCAAGAGGCAGAGUGGGCCAGCGCCACCAUUCGCGAUAUCGCCGAACUUAACAAGUUUGGCGGCAUGCGAAUGGAUACGCCGCCUCCUGAACAGAGUCUUACAGCACAAGAAGAGUUCGGGCCCUCGAGUGCCACAUCACGGCAGGCUGCCCCGAUACCCAUCAAGCCAACGAGGAAACCGCCUCCGCCGCCUAUGGCAUUUACGAAUCGGCGGCCUUCUCAAAAGUUACUCCCCGUCGGCAGCCUUACACCAACAGGAGCGCAUUCGCCUCGACCGGCAAUGAGCCCAAGAUUGACUGCCGAGGAGAUGGAGCAACGUCGACAUGCGGAUCGCAUCAAGUCGAUCUUCAGACCACUAGAAGAAUACAUGAUAGAAAACUUUGGCAAUUACCAGUGUCUGAACAAGUCUUUCAGCACCUUGAGGCCAAUGGCGAGUGGUAGAGCCCAGAGCGAGAGCAACGUCGUCAGCCCACCAGCCGAGCCGGCUGGAGAUUCUCGUCAAAGUGCUAUGGACGGUCUUUCUGAGCUAGACGCAAAGACUUUACUGCUAGGUGACAUUGGCGAGAACGGUACUUGGUGGACCGGAAAGGUCGAUCGAAAGCAGUCGGACAAGGCGGUCCGACGCAAGGGAGUGGGCGAAGGUUCCAAGAAGGCAGUCUCAUCAAAGUCACCCAACAUCGAUUGGUCGGAACUUGGCAGAUGGUACCGACUCGUCCACACAGCGGGCAGCAACUGGAGGGCAAAAGUCGCUCAAAUUGGACAAGACGAUCCGUCGAUGGAGAAGUCGAGCCUAGACGGGGACAUCAACGUUGAGGAGAUCGAGGACGAUUUGGUGGCAGCUCGGGAGCACGCGAUUCGAACUCUGCUUAAGAUCACAGAGAAUCUUCUAAAGCGGCCAACAAGGCCGGUGAAGGAGCCGGAAGACAUACGUUUUCUCCUCAUCCUGCUAUCUAACCCAUCACUAUAUCCAAGUAGCCAGCCACGCAGAGCAACUUCUGGCACGGGUCGAGUAUCAAGUCGCACGCAGAGCGACAGACGAAACGGAAAGCUGCAAGCCAGCCCAGUGCCGCCUUCACCGAAGAAGUCCCCUGGUCAACAGGGAGGUCAGCACAACGGACUUCUGAAGCGUAUCUUUGGUCUCAUUGCCCACUCGGCAGAGAAUUGCCAUCGCUACCUGAUCAACUGGUUCGCACGCUUUGAGGAAGAGCACUUUGUCAAGACCGUAGACUUGGUUGCUAGCUUUGUCACACACCGGAUUGGACGACGACCAGGUCGUCAUAGAAGUAGGAGCGGUCUAGAUGAUGGAGGGCUCAUUCCAACGCUUUCUGGAUCGGCCAUGAGUACUUCGGCGCAGCUUCACUCGGCAAUGGGUCUGAGCGGGUCUGUCAAGAAGUCUGGAGAGGAUCCCAACUCCGAGCCGCAAUGGGCUGGAGAUUGGCAGGUCAAGGCUGCGGCGAGAGUCAUGUCACUCCUUUUCACAGCCAACAAUAUUUGGUCUGGUGCCUCUCGCCCGUUGGGCGCGUCUCGAGUGGAUUCUCUCCUCUCUGGCACCAGCAUCUCACCACAAGCAAGAGCGCGCAGGAGUGGACAGCUUCUUCACACAUCCAGCUUCUACAACACCUUACUGGACUAUCACGAUAUGAUCGCGGAUUUCAAAGUAUGGGAGGCGAGGCGCGACAAGUUUGCUUUCUGUCAAUAUCCACUUUUCCUUUCCAUGGGCACCAAGAUCAAGAUUCUGGAGUACGAUGCUCGUCGCCAGAUGGAGAGCAAGGCUCGGGAAGCCUACUUCGACCAGGUCAUCAGACAGAGGGCAAUCGAUGGUAACUUUCACCUGCGCGUUCGACGGGAGUGCAUGGUGGACGAUAGUCUGCGACAGAUCAGCGAAGCAGUCGGUUCGGGCCAAGAAGAGCUGAAGAAGGGUCUCAGAGUGCAUUUCACCGGUGAGGAGGGCGUCGAUGCGGGAGGACCGAGGAAAGAAUGGUUUCUGAUGCUGGUGCGGGAUAUUUUCGACCCCAAUCAUGGCAUGUUCGUCUACGACGACGAGUCAAACACAUGCUAUUUCAACGCGAACUCAUUCGAGACGUCGGACCAGUAUUACCUGGUUGGCGCAUUACUGGGCCUCGCCAUCUAUAACAGCACCAUUCUGGAUGUCGCUUUCCCUCCUUUCGCCUUCCGCAAACUUCUCGCAGCCGCUCCAUCCUCCAUCACCAAUGCCUCCAACGUUUCCUCACUCACAGGCACGAAGGGGCAAAUGACCUACACCGUCUCGGACCUGGCCGAAUUUCGGCCGUCUCUCGCGGCCGGUCUUCAACAGCUCCUCGAAUUCGAGGGCGACGUCGAGAGUACGUACUGCAGGGACUUUGUCGCUCCCGUCGAGCGCUACGGCACGGUGCAGAACGUCCCACUGAUCCCGAACGGGGAGAACACGCCCGUGACGAACGCGAACCGCCACGAAUUCGUCGACGCUUACGUACGCUACUUGCUUGAUACGGCUGUUUCCCGGCAAUUCGAGCCUUUCAAGCGAGGCUUCUUCACCGUCUGUGCGGGCAAUGCGCUCUCCCUUUUCCGGGCGGAGGAGAUUGAACUGCUGAUCCGCGGUAGCGACGAGGCGCUGGAUGUCGACUCCCUGCGCGCGGUGGCGGUGUAUGAGAACUGGAAACAUUUCCAGCCGCCGCACGCGCAGAUUGCGAAUCCGAGCGAGAGCGUGCCGGUGAUUGGGUGGUUCUGGGAAUUAUUUGCCGAGGCCAGCCCGGAGAGGCAGAGGAAGUUGUUGACGUUUAUCACGGGCACGGAUCGGAUUCCCGCCGUCGGGGCGACGAGUCUGGUGUUGCGGAUCGUGGCUGGUGGAGAUGGAUGGGGCGGGGGAGGCAAAGAGGAACGGGAGAGGUUCCCGGUUGCCAGGACGUGUUUCAAUAUGUUGGUGCUUUGGAGGUAUGACUAUCGAGAGCAAUUGGAGGAGAAACUGUGGAGGGCGGUGGAGGAGAGCGAAGGGUUUGGAUUGAAGUGA